Messenger RNA from Mytilus trossulus (common blue mussel), 1230 nucleotides. Its product is annotated as histidine-rich glycoprotein-like. The transcript has a single exon. Bases 1 to 1230 code for a protein of 409 amino acids. The record is from RefSeq and is a predicted model, not a curated record. NCBI's taxonomy places the organism in Eukaryota, Metazoa, Mollusca, Bivalvia, Mytilida, Mytilidae.
AUGUCUUUGAAAUUUUUACAGUUGGACGAUGAUAGCUAUACCUCUCCAGCAGUUGUGUCACAUGUUUCACAUGAUCAAGGAAACACCCUAUUUGGACAUAGAAGUAACAUUCAUGUGAGCCAUAGUGUAUUUGGACACAGACAUAACACUCAUGUAAGCCAUAGUGUAUUUGGACACAACAACGGUGGGGUACUUUCAGUAAGUCAUAAGGUUCAUCACAAUGGACAUGCUAGUCAUCAUAAUGGUCGCCUUCACGGAAGCUUUGGCUCAGUUGGUCACCAUCUAGGACACCUUGGCCAUCGUCAUGGGCGCUCUGGUAUAUAUGGUCACCGUCAUGGACGCUUUGGAAAUCAUCUGGGAGGCUUAGGUCACCGUCAUGGAAGUUUUGGUUUAUUUGGUAACAAACAUGGACGCUCCGGUCUAUAUGGUCAUCGUCAUGGACGCUUUGGUCGCCGUCUUGGACACUCUGGACAUCGUCACAGAAGUGGUAGAUAUGGCAACCGUCAUGGACGCUUUGGUAUAUUUGGUCACCGUCAUGGACGCUUCGGUAAUCGUUACGGGCACUCUAGACAUCGUCAUGGAAAUUAUGGUCUAUAUGGUCACCGUCAUGGUCACUUUGGUCACCGUCACGGACGCUAUGGAAAUCUUCAUGGGCGUUCUGGUGUAUAUGGUUAUCAUCAUGGACGCCAUGGACAUCGUUUAGGACGCUUCAGUCACCGUCAUGGACGCUACGGUCACCAUCACGGAAGAUUUGGUCUAUUUGGUAACAAACAUGGACACUCCGGUCUAUAUGGUAAUCGUCAUCGACGAUUUGGUAAUCGUCACCGACACUCUGGACAUCGUUACGGACACCAUAGUAGAUCGGUCCACCGUCAUGGACACUCUGGAAUAUUUGGUCAUCGUCAUGGACACUUUGGACAUCGUCUAGGACGCGUUGGUCACCAUCAUGGAAGUUUUGGCCUAUUUGGUCACCAUCAUGGACAUCAUUAUCAUCACCAUCAUGGACAUUUUGGUCACCAUCACGGACAUUUUGGUCACCAUCACGGACAUUUUGGUCACCAUCACGGACAUUUCGGUCACCAUCAUGGCCAUCAUGGAUACCGUCAUAAAGGAAAGUAUUACGGAAAAGCUAGAAAGUACUACAACAAAUAUAAAAGAACAGGAAAUAGUAAAUACUACCGGAAAUCCCGAAAAUAUCACAGUAAAGGUUACAAGAAAUAUUUGUAUUAA